AUGGUAGUACAAGCGGUUCUGACGCCGUAUCUGUUAAAAGAGGGCCUUUCUCCGGAUUUGAAUUUCCUAAAUGUUACGCAAUCUACUAACUUAUCUUCCUUUAUCAAUCAUCCUACUAUUUGGGGGGUUUCUGCGUUUAAUCUUAGCGUAUCUGCGGAACUAAGUAAACGUGAUUCCGAAAUGUCUAUUCUUCCAUCCUUGUUAUUUCAUACGGAUUUAGGAACACAUCAUGCGGUUGGAUUACAUUUGGAUCACAGUGCUCUAAUUAGCAAGAUCCUAGAUGCUAUUCCCGGGCAGCUUCCAGAACAAUAUUUAGCGAAGAGAGAUGAUGGUUUUGAAGUUGAUUGGGUCAGUUAUAAUUAUGAUAACGUUAAUAAAGAUUUAGCUGUUCAAUGGACACAAGAUCCAGAAGCCCUUGGUCAGGAAGAAAUUUCUUACGCAUUUGAAACAUUCGUGGAGGCAAACACAGGUUGGAAAUGGUGUAUCGAUGCGACAAUUGAUGAUGUACCAAGUGAGCCGAUGGACAAUAAUCAUUACCAGAACCUAGAGACAGCUAUUCAUGGAGAAAUCUAUUUAAACACAUAUGGUGGUAUCGAUAGUCAAUGUAACGAAGCAUAUGAUUGUGAAGACGGAAAAUGUGACGGUGUUUAA
This is a messenger RNA of Kazachstania africana CBS 2517, 651 nucleotides long. RefSeq names its product DUF5341 domain-containing protein. The transcript has a single exon. NCBI's taxonomy places the organism in Eukaryota, Fungi, Ascomycota, Saccharomycetes, Saccharomycetales, Saccharomycetaceae. Bases 1 to 651 code for a protein of 216 amino acids. The record is from RefSeq and is a predicted model, not a curated record.